GCGAAGUUGAGGCUGGAAACUGCACCUGGCCGAAAAACGAACUACCAAAACGGCCACGAAGCGUGCAACUAUCGCCCACCAACGAGAAGCCCGCCUUCCGACACUUCAAUCGAAUCCUUGCCUAUACUGUAGAGCGAUACAACUUCUUACUACACGCGCGCAUUUUCCGUAAGGCCGAGAGAUGUCCAGCGAGGAGAAGCGCCCAGAGAAGGGCGAGGGGAAGCCCGAGGAGAAUAUUGACGAGCGCGAUGCGCUCGACAUUCUCGAGUCGGAGACAAAGGAGGCAGAAAAGGAUGCCGAGAUCAAUCGCAUUCUGCAGUCAUUCCGCCUGGACGCAUAUGCCGUUCUUGGCCUGCAACCCGGCGUACCCGAAUCAGACAUCAAGCUGACUUACCGCAAGAAGUCACUGCUGAUACAUCCGGACAAGACCAAGAACCCCUUGGCACCAGACGCGUUCGACCGACUGAAGAAGGCACAGACUGAGCUGAUGGACGAGAAGUACCGGACGCAGCUCGACGAGGCCAUCUCGGACGCGCGCAUGUUGCUGAUGCGCGAGAAGAAGUGGAACGCCGACAGCCCCGAGACCCGCACUGAGGAGUUUAAGAAGCUGUGGCGCGAAAAGACGAAGUUUGUGCUCAUUGAGAACGAGCACCGGCGGCGGCGACAGCUCAAAGGCCAGAUGCAAGAGGAAGGCAGGCAGCAGCGCAAGGAGGACGCGGAGCUCGACGAGCGAAAGCGUAAGAGGCAACACGAGCAGGACUGGGAGGCCACGAGGGACCAGCGCAUCGAUAGCUGGCGCCAGUUCCAAAAGGGAAAGUCGGGCGACUCGGGCAAGAAGAAGAAGAAGCUUAAGCCCAUCGGUUGAGGUCAGCCGGUAUGCUGGAGACGCUGGUGCGAUUCCUGUCCCUUUUUCUGCUGGAGUUUGGUCGGUGCGUAUCCGCCCUCGUCACUGGAGUAUGGUUGCGUGGGAGAUAUGAAAUGUUCGUUUGCCAGAAACUUGGCGGGCUAUGAGUCGGCGUCCGGUCCGUCCGGUCCGUCACAGAGAAGCUGUUUUGCAAAGAUUUGUUGCGAUCGGUACAGUCAAGCACGUGGAUCCUGAUAUGUCCCGCCAAGACCUGACAAUGCUUUUCGUGCCUCUAGUUCGGAGGGGUGAUCCUCCAAAGCCCCCAGCAGUUAUCUAAAGGAAGAUAUCGAGCCGCUCGGGGCAAGAGAAUACCUGUAUAGAGGGGGUAUACAACGAGCAGCGCCCAUGCGUGCGCCUCACUGUCGGCAGCCAUCCAGACAGGGAAGAUCUUAGUAGACGCAUAGGUAAGUUGCAAGUAGGCAGGCAUCUUCGCUUGCCCUCUUGGGAAAGAAAGGGAACAGGAAACGAAACAGACAAGUGGAUACGUGGCUUUGCGUGCAUUCUCGCCGCCCCUGGCGUGGCUCUGAAGGAAUCACUGCUGAGACCGCCUUUCUACUGUUGAUGCACUGCUGGAGGCACGUCCCGAAUAUCCGAUGUCUUUUUUUCUUUUUUUUUCUCACCAGCAUGCCCUGGCAGUCGGCCUUGUAAUCUCGCGUGUGGACCGCCUCUGUUCAGAUGUGGGAUGACGUCGGAUGGAAACGAUGCCAGCGGGUUGUGGAUUCGGUUUGCCUUGCAGGUUAUUUGUUUUUCCCGAGUGCUGAGGCACCCGCAGCAGCAGAGGCCGUAGCCCUCCCAGUCCGUGCCAUCCCGUCUGGUGCUUGUCAGCCCGCUCGGUGUCCGGACAUUUCGCGCGCAACCCUCCUUGUGUGCCAAGGCCGA
Messenger RNA from Gaeumannomyces tritici R3-111a-1, 1783 nucleotides. RefSeq names its product DnaJ domain-containing protein. NCBI's taxonomy places the organism in Eukaryota, Fungi, Ascomycota, Sordariomycetes, Magnaporthales, Magnaporthaceae. Bases 182 to 865 code for a protein of 227 amino acids. The transcript is spliced from 2 exons. The record is from RefSeq and is a predicted model, not a curated record.